Molecule: messenger RNA, 1350 nt
Organism: Corticium candelabrum
Lineage: Eukaryota; Metazoa; Porifera; Homoscleromorpha; Homosclerophorida; Plakinidae
Product: DCN1-like protein 1
Exons: 7
Coding region: 28-738 (236 amino acids)
Biological process (GO): protein neddylation
Cellular component (GO): ubiquitin ligase complex
Molecular function (GO): ubiquitin conjugating enzyme binding; cullin family protein binding; ubiquitin-like protein binding
Source: RefSeq, a predicted model, not a curated record
CAAUAUAAAUAUCAAACAGAGAAAGCAAUGCAUAAGCUGAAGUCAUCACAACGGGAAAAGGUUCGCCAAUUUAUUUCGUUCACGAGCACGGGCGAAAAGACGGCAAUCGUCUGUCUAUCUCAACAUGACUGGCGUCUAGACGUCGCUACCGACGACUACUUCUCUAAUCCCGAGAGAUAUUACCGUGAACAGCGACCUUCGACGGAUAAACGGAAACUAAAUCAGCUUUUCGAUCGAUACAGGGAUUCUAGUGAAGAAGACAAAAUUCUAGCCGAAGGUGUUGGUAGAUUUUGCGAGGAUCUUAGGCUUGACCCAACGAGCAAGACUGUUCUUAUCAUUGCUUGGAGGUUUCGUGCUGCAACACAAUGUGAAUUUACAAGAAAGGAAUUUGUAGAUGGAAUGUCAGAUCUGUGUUGUGAUUCUCUUGAAAAAUUAAGGGCAAAGUUGCCUUCAUUAGAUGACGACCUACGGGAUUCUGCAAAGUUCAAAGACUUCUAUCAAUUUACGUUCAUGUUUGCAAGGACACCGGGACAAAAAGGGCUUGAACUGGAGAUGGCCUUAGCAUACUGGAACAUAGUUCUUAGAGAUCGAUUCAAGUUUCUUGACCUUUGGUGUCAGUUCUUGCAGGAAAAUCAUAAGCGGUCAAUACCAAAGGAUACGUGGAAUCUCUUGUUAGACUUCAGCAACAUGAUUGAUGAUACGAUGUCAAACUAUGAUGAAGAAGUCGUGGGAGGAUAAGUUGGAGGGAGGGAGGAAGGAAGGAAGGAUAGCUUCUGAAGGAUGGAUAGUAGGACAGAGGAGGAGGAAAGAGCAGAGAGUAAUGGGCUAAAGAUAGUCUUGCGAAGCUAGCCCUUCCCUUUUACUUCUGGAUGGUGGGGGAUGGUCUGGUACACUUCCUUUGAUGUUGUUGUGUUGCCACUUCACUGAUAAACAGCGAAAGUAAGUGGUCGUUUAUAGUAGUCAGGUGACGUUGGCUAAUUACUGAUGGGAACACUGUGGUUUUUCAUUCCAGAGCUCGUCAUGUCUUGUUUUUGGUCCACUUUGUAAGAACAACACCUUUUGACCAACCUGGUAAGCAUUUCGGCAAAAAGAAGAGUGGAAAAGAUCCUGUCGUUCUCCUUCCAUCCUGCUGUAGCCAGCUCCUCCCCCAUACAGCUUGAUGGAAUGAGAAUGACAGGAUCUUUUCUGCUCUGGUGGUGCUUCCUUUUGCCAAAACGCUUACCAACUUUACCAAAAUCAAGACAUGACGAGUUUUGGAAAAUCACAGCAUUUCUAUAAAGGUCACCUGACUACGAUAAGCGAUCAGUUAUUUUCACUGUUUAUUGAUGAAGCAGCAAUGCGACAACAGCA